Brassica napus (rape) is the source of this 1566-nucleotide messenger RNA. Its product is annotated as peroxidase 67-like. The coding region runs from base 16 to 996 and encodes 326 amino acids. Gene Ontology annotation, biological process: hydrogen peroxide catabolic process; response to oxidative stress. Gene Ontology annotation, molecular function: peroxidase activity; heme binding. NCBI's taxonomy places the organism in Eukaryota, Viridiplantae, Streptophyta, Magnoliopsida, Brassicales, Brassicaceae. The transcript is spliced from 3 exons. The record is from RefSeq and is a predicted model, not a curated record.
GAACGCAAAUAGAGAAUGGAGUACCACAAUAAGCAGAUCAUUAGUAUGCUAAAGGGGUUGUUUAUGAUGAUUCUGAUGAUAAUGGGGACACAAACCCAUGCUCAGCUGAGCAGUGACUUCUACGCUGAGAGCUGUCCUUCACUAUUCCCUGCCGUGAGAGGGGUGAUGCAACGGGCGGUGGCCAAAGAGCGCCGCAUGGCUGCUUCUCUCCUCCGUUUGUUCUUCCAUGAUUGUUUCAUCAAUGGCUGUGACGGAUCCAUAUUGUUGGACGAUACAUCCUCUUUUAGGGGGGAGAAAACUGCAGGACCCAACAAUAACUCUGUCAGAGGAUUCGAAGUGAUAGACAAAAUCAAGUCGAGGGUUGAGAAACUCUGCCCAGGCGUCGUCUCAUGUGCAGACAUUGUCGCCAUCAGUGCUCGUGACUCCGUCCUCCUGUUAGGUGGGCCUAGAUGGAGCGUGAAGCUUGGAAGACGAGACUCCAAGAAGGCAGGCUUCACAGCUGCCAAUUCUGGCGUCAUUCCUUCUCCAUUCAGUACACUUAAAACCCUCAUCAACCGAUUCAAAGCCCAAGGCUUGUCCGUACGUGACAUGGUCGCUCUAUCUGGUGCUCACACCAUUGGACAAGCCAACUGUCUCACUUUCAGGAACCGUAUCUACAAUGAAAGCAAUAUCGACCUCUCUUUCGCCUUAUCUAGACGUAAGCACUGUCCUGCUACUUCUGGCUCUGGCGACAACAAGAAAGCCCCUCUCGACAUCGGCUCUCCCACAAGAUUUGACCAUAGCUACUAUAAUCAGCUUCUCGAUAAAAAGGGACUCCUGACAUCAGACCAGGUCCUUUUCAACGGCGGUUCCACCGACUCCUUGGUCGGAACGUACAGCCGCAGUCGGAACACCUUCUACCGUGACUUCGUAAGGGCUAUGGUUAAGAUGGGCGAUAUUAAGCCCCUUACUGGAUCCCAUGGUCAGAUCCGCAGAAACUGUCGCAGGCCCAAUUAGAUUUCGUGCUAUAAAAGACCAUCAGGCCGAAUAAUUCUUAUAUUUCACCAAUUAUUUCAGCAAACUGUGUUUAUCAUUAUUUUUUUUGUAACUGAGCUGUGUUUAUUUUUAUAAUCUGUAUGUGUUUCUUCUUCGUUAACUGUUUAAAUAUUCAUAAGCACAAUCCAAUAGAUUGCUGAAUAGAAAUUUGUGGGUAUGCAGUUUUCAUUUACUUUCCCAUCUUCUCUCACUUCGGCUCUAUAAGAAUUAUUCAAAGCAAUAAACUUUAAAAUUUAAAUGCAACUGUGUAGUUGAUUUGUUCUAAAACGUGAAUAUUCCCCCAAUCAGCAGAAUACAUUAUGAAACAAAUUGACCAAAUAUAUAUAUCAUAAGAUGUUAAUAACAUAAUUACAUUACAUAUUUAUAUACAGAUCAGAGUAGAUACUAAAAUUUUCCAAAAUAGUAGAUAUGAUUUUCUAUUUUUCAUCGAGAUUAUUUUUCUAUCUUUUUUAAUUCAAAAACUUUAUAAAUAUAACAUUUUUAGAUUGAAUCGAUACAUAACAUAUCGAAAUUUAACAUAUAACAUACUCA